UCAAGCACAAACUUGAAUAUCGUGUGACAUCACGCGGGCCCUUACAGCUGAGGCCCCAGAGGAUUGCUGCUGAUACUGUGGAGCCUGAGCAGUAGCUAUGGCACGCGCUUCUGUGUGGACCUGACAGCCGCCACACAUGCCUGCAUCUGCGGUUUUAAAAGGCGACUCCUUUGCCUCUAAGAAAAAUGCCUUACGGGAAACACCGUCAUUCGAUUACACUCCAGAAUUAGAGGACCAAGACUAAGCUGCAUUUUCUAUUAUAAAGUUUUGUACCCAAUCAGACUUUUUUUGCAUCGCAAACCUGCCGUCCUCGUCUCCCGAAUCGUUUCUCCGACCGUCCCGCGAGGCGCCUGCCUAUCAUGAGAUUCCGAAUUUACAAGCGAAAGGUGGUAAUACUGACUCUAGUGGUGGUCAUCUGCGGAUUCGCCGUCUGGAAUAACGGGAAACCGAAGAAGGCGAGCGCCGCAGUGUUUCCCAAAGAGGCGGAAACGGGUAAACGGAGCAGCAUUGGUGGUCAGGAACAAAUACAUGUCACGAUCCCAGUAACACGUAAAACUGUCAACGAAACUCUUCCGGAAAAACAACAGUUACAACUACAGGCAGUUCCCAAAUCUGAAGCGGACAACACAACUCUGGUGUACAGAGGGAUCGUCUUUCAACUCAACUUCGACCAGACGCUAAGAAACGAGGAGAAGUUUCGUUCCGUGCGCCAGAAGGACGACCUAGUCGUCGUCGUCCAAGUUCACAACCGUCCCGAAUACCUACGCCUCUUGGUGGACAGCUUGAGAAAAGCGGAAGGAAUCGAGAACGUCUUGCUGAUAUUCAGCCACGACUUCUGGUCGCCGGAAAUCAACCGGAUAGUCGCGUCCGUCGACUUCUGCUUGGUCCUCCAGAUAUUCUUCCCCUUCAGCAUCCAGCUCUAUCCUCAAGAGUUCCCCGGGAACGACCCCAGAGACUGCCCUCGGGACAUUCCCAAGAAAGAUGCCUUAACCCUAGGCUGCUUAAACGCAGAGUACCCGGACUCCUUCGGACACUAUCGGGAAGCCAAGUUCUCGCAGACCAAACACCAUUGGUGGUGGAAGCUCCACUUCGUUUGGGAUCGAGUCCGAGUCUUGAAAGAGCACCGAGGACUCUUAUUGCUCAUCGAGGAGGACCACUACCUCGUCCCCGACUUCUACCAUCUACUCAAACAAAUGGUGUCCCUCAAGAAAGAGCAGUGUCCCGACUGCGACAUCUUGUCUCUGGGAAGCUACGGACACGUCGGCUACUCCAGCAAAGCCAACAAAGUAGAGGUGAAAGCAUGGAAGUCCACCGAGCACAACAUGGGAAUGGCGCUGAACAGAGACACCUACCAGAAACUCCUCAGAUGCACCGAUGCCUUCUGCACCUACGACGACUAUAACUGGGAUUGGUCGCUGCAGCACCUUACCGUGACCUGUCUGCCCACGUUCCUGAAGGUCAUGGUCAGCGAGGCGCCACGCAUCUUCCACGCCGGAGACUGCGGCAUGCACCACAAGAAGUCGUCGUGCAUGCCAUCCAGCCAGAAGACGAAGAUCGAGAACAUUCUCCAAAGCAGCAGGAACCAGUUAUUCCCCAAACAGCUGCUCAUUACAAAGAGACUCCCAGCUUCCGGAGCCAAAGGAGUGGCUCCGCACGUCAAAAACGGAGGUUGGGGAGACAUCAGGGACCACGAACUCUGCAAGAGCUACCUUCGAUUGCAAUGACUUCGUAUUGUUUUUGUUGUUUUUGCAUCCUCUAAUGAAAGCCUUUAAGAGUUCUUAACGUACUAUUUCUUGCUAUUGCCUGUUUUAUUGAGAUAUUCCAAAUAAAAAAAAAAAGUAUGUGACGUUUGGAUUUGGUGGUUAUGAGCAUCACUGAAGUAUUAUCACUGAAAACAAGUGUUACUGUUGUCAUGUUAUCUAUUAUUAAACAGCAUUUUUGUGCCAUUUCCGAAAAUGACAUUUGUAUGUGUGAUCUGCAAAAGCAUGAACUUUCUCAUGAUUAUGUGUAUAUGUGUGUGUGUAUAUCUACAGAGUGUACUUUUGAUCAUAAUUCCACCUUCUGUUUAUGGUUAUGCUGAAACGACUGGGCUAUUUUUGAUAUGCAGAUGAACUAUUUUCUAUUUGCUUGAAUGUAACUGACCAUUUUCCAGGUGUAAGGUUCUGCUUCAUAUUGAACGUAUUCCAGUAUUCGAAUGGUUUUGAAGCAUUAAAAUUGCAUUGACUGUCUCGCAGUUCUCAUUAGCCCCUUAUAGACGCUUCGUCCCAUUUACACAAGCUUUCAGAUCUGUGGCCUCAAUCUUCACAGAUCUAACAGAGCAUGGGAAAAUAAAGCCUUUGGAGCUAGUGUGUGAUGUUUUAGGAGAACUACAGUUAGUAUAGUAAAUGUAAACAGGGUUGAUCUUACAGUAUAUGCGACUCGAUUCUUCCUUCAUUGUGUGUGGGAUUUUUCACCGGUUUUAUUGUCUCUUUGGUGAAUAUCUGAUCUGAACACUUUUUAAAUGCAUACAUGGGUUCUUACCACAAUCUUUUCAGCUAAUAAUUCAAAGAACUCCACUGAAAUGCAUCCUAUUAAUCAUUAAAUGCUUGUGUUUAAAUGCAGAUCAAUAACACCGAUAGACAUUGUGUGAGCGACGUCAAUGCAACAAUUUGGGUUUUCCAGUCAAAAAUGAUCUCCUUUUAAAGAUUGCCUUUAAAUCUCUCAUUGUAUUAAGUACCCUGCAAUUUUUCCAGUUACUAACAUUGUGCAGAUAUUAAAUCCUUCAGCAUGGU
Messenger RNA from Cyprinus carpio (common carp), 2771 nucleotides. Its product is annotated as alpha-1,6-mannosyl-glycoprotein 2-beta-N-acetylglucosaminyltransferase-like. Gene Ontology annotation, molecular function: alpha-1,6-mannosylglycoprotein 2-beta-N-acetylglucosaminyltransferase activity. NCBI's taxonomy places the organism in Eukaryota, Metazoa, Chordata, Actinopteri, Cypriniformes, Cyprinidae. Gene Ontology annotation, cellular component: Golgi membrane; Golgi stack. The record is from RefSeq and is a predicted model, not a curated record. Gene Ontology annotation, biological process: oligosaccharide biosynthetic process; protein N-linked glycosylation.